CUCCUGCUGUGUGCCAUUCCCUCUCUCUCACUCUGCACUUACCCAAAGUGGCCAGAUCUCUCCUCUCUUUUCUCUUGUCCUCUCUACAUCCCUCCACCACCCCUUUCUUUUUCUUCCUAAGCCUGCUCAUGUUCACCUCCACAAGUUGAAAGGAUCUCAGCCCACUCCUUUCCCAAACUUCCUCCAAAGACUUUAUUUCGAUUCUUGACUUUUUUUUUUUUUUUUGGUCCCUUACAUUUUACUGCCGGAGACGCCGGUUAGUGUGUCUGGUGUGUGCUGGGUCUCCGGUGUUGUGCCCCUGGGGACGUCUCUGUAGUUUUGACUGGAGAGAAGACCAGAGAAGAGUUUUUGACACAAUGAAAGUUCAGCUGCUGCUCCUGUUGGCCCUUGUUGGCCUUUUGUGCGCCUUCACAAGUGCAAGCCCCACAACAGGCCCCACAACAGGCCCCACAACAGGCCCCGCAACAGUCCCCGCAACAGGCCCCACAACAGGCCCCACAACAGGCCCCACAACAGGCCCUACAGUCUCUACAGAACUUGACUCUGUGGAAAAUACACCAACAGAAACCACAACUGUUGAAAUGACUGUAGAUUCAUUUAAUACCCCUGUCACCUGGAUUUCUUCAAUCGAAGCAACAACGGUCCCUGCACAAAGUACAACAAAAGUUUUCACCGAGUCUCCUGCAGUCUCUACCACACCGGCUCUCACUGAGACAGAAGCACCCAGUACUGCCAAUACAGAGGGCCCCGCUGAUACAGAGACCCAUGGGACGAAGACUCCUGCUGAGACGGAGGACCCCGGGACAGAGGCCCCUGGUGAGACAGAGGAACCCACGGAGACAGAGGAACCCACAGAGACAGAGGAACCCACAGAGACAGAGGACCCCUCUGAGACAGAGGACCCCGGGACAGAGACUCGUGCUGAGACCAGUGGCGAUAUCAUUGACAGUGGCACAGAAGAUGGCCUGAGCUCUGGACAGAUUGUCAGCAUUGUAGUUGGUGCCCUGCUGGCAGUGGCCGUCACCACUGCGGUGGUGAUUGUUGUGGUGAGGAGGAUGGGCAAAUACUCACCCUGAGGAAAACACCAACAAAGCCGCAGGACCGUGCAAAGUUCUGGAAAUUCUGAACUACUGAACUGUGACGUUAUUUCUGAUUAUUAAAAACAAGCACGAUGCCAAAACUGAGCAAACCGAACCAUCACUCUGGACUGUAACCAAACAAAAAAACGAGGGGCACAGGGUGGGGGUGUAUGUUUUUAAUGUAUAUAUUGCAUGUAUGUGAGACAAGAGGGGUACAUGAGCCAAUAUCCUCACCUCCCCUGCAACCUUCCUGAUCCCAAGGAGCUGUUGAAGAGUAUAAAACAAGGUGACAGCAGGAUGUCAGGAAGAAUUUCAGGCAUUUUCAGAAAAAGACAGGGGUGGAGUGGGGGGGGUUCUCAAUAUUAGUGAUUUAGUGACUGACUUAGAUGAAUUCCAAAGCUGGAAAAAAAGGACAUAAAAAAAAAACAAACAAAAAAAACAACAUAAGUAGGCUGGGAUUAGGAAAGAAAACAAAUGCUGUUACAAUUUUUGCUGGGUGUAUAUACAAUGCUAUACAAGGACUACACAGCAUUCAGUUACUCACUUCCUCAUAUGCUGCAGUUGCAUAGACUAGGCUAUUGAUAUUAUGGAAUAUGUAGCACAUUAUGUACAGGCAGCCUUAAGCUACUGUUGUGGCUAAAACACCCGUGAGCGCUGGUGCAGAACAUGCAGUCAUGUAGCCAGAGUCCCUGAUAUGCUGGCCAGCUGUAUAUGAAGCACCGUGCGCAGAAGUUCUUCUGGCACUCGUGAGCUCUGAGGGUCAGUAAACAUGAAAAGACACCCCUCGUUCUGCCCAGUUUAACACUUACAUAUAAAAACCUGAUACACAUCUGUGAAAUUUAGCAGAAGGGUUUGUGCCACUGUCUCUGGUGUUCUCUAGCUAGCUAAGAGGAUUUUUGAAGUGCAUUAAAAAUGUGAGUUGAAUGUACUUUUAAACUGACACCCAUUCCAAAACAAACAACUUGGCUUGUUGGCUUACAAAGGCUUACACUUUGCACGUAGUUAUCAGACAUGGCGAUGACAUUGACUUGACGAUGUGUUUCUGUUAAGACCAGAACAGCCAUCCAGCCCUUUACAGUGAGCUUAACCCUAGAGUGCUUGCAUAGGAUGACGUUUUAUAAUUGCACUUAGUUUUAGUGCACAGUGUUUGGCAGUUAUGCCCUUUUUGUUAUCUUUUUUGCAAUUGUAAGAGUGUGUUAAAUGGGUGUUAAAAAAAAAAGAAGUCUCAGCUUACCCCUGCUUGCUUUACAAACUUAAAUUUAAUAUGUGCACUGAAUGAGUGGUGUAAUAUUUAAUGAACAAGCUUCAGACACUGCAAAUGUUUGCAACGACGUGUGUGCCCACCCCCUUCUCCUUUGCUUUGCCGCAUAUUAUCACUUCUGAGUCUUUAAUUUGUGCUGUCCGAUUCGUUCACAACAUUUAUUUAAUUGCAGUGCUUUUGUCCAUACUGUUUCAAUAAAACAAAAACAAAACA
Archocentrus centrarchus (flier cichlid) is the source of this 2553-nucleotide messenger RNA. It is a transcript of the gene pdpn, whose product is annotated as podoplanin. Gene Ontology annotation, biological process: positive regulation of platelet aggregation; signal transduction; cell migration. Bases 357 to 1076 code for a protein of 239 amino acids. The record is from RefSeq and is a predicted model, not a curated record. The transcript has 4 exons. NCBI's taxonomy places the organism in Eukaryota, Metazoa, Chordata, Actinopteri, Cichliformes, Cichlidae.